Plasmopara halstedii is the source of this 579-nucleotide messenger RNA. Its product is annotated as 60s ribosomal protein. Gene Ontology annotation, biological process: translation. Gene Ontology annotation, molecular function: structural constituent of ribosome; RNA binding. The coding region runs from base 1 to 579 and encodes 192 amino acids. The transcript is spliced from 2 exons. Gene Ontology annotation, cellular component: ribosome; cytosolic large ribosomal subunit. The record is from RefSeq and is a predicted model, not a curated record. NCBI's taxonomy places the organism in Eukaryota, Oomycota, Peronosporomycetes, Peronosporales, Peronosporaceae.
AUGGGUAUUGAUCUUGUCGCUGGUGGCAAGGUCGUUGGUAAGAAGAACCGCACGAACCCAAAGUCAGACAAUGUGUACCUGAACCUACUAGUGCGCCUGUAUCGCUUUCUGGCCCGUCGUACUGACGCCAAAUUCAACGACAUUGUGCUUCGUCGUCUCUACCAGAGCAACACUAAUCAGGCUCCUCUCUCCCUGGGCAAAGUUGUUCGCUUCAUGAAGAAGCACGAAGGAAAGAUCGCUGUCGUGGUUGCCACAGUCACGGAUGAUAUUCGUCUCCUGAAUGUCCCUAAGCUCACAGUUGUUGCCUUGAACUUCACCGAGACAGCUCGUGCUCGCAUUGUAAAAGCUGGUGGUGAAUGCCUAAGCUUUGACCAGUUGGCUAUGCGUGCUCCUACGGGUACCAACACUGUGCUCCUUCGUGGUGCUCGCAAGGCCCGCGGCGUGUACGCACACUUUGGUCACAAAUCGACGCUCGAGUCGGUGCACACGCACGACCACGUUAAGCCAUAUGUUCGCAGCAAGGGCCGAAAGUUUGAGCGUGCUCGUGGCCGCAGGAAAUCGCGUGGUUUCAAGGUGUAG